Drosophila ficusphila is the source of this 644-nucleotide messenger RNA. It is a transcript of the gene HP6, whose product is annotated as chromobox protein homolog 1. Gene Ontology annotation, biological process: negative regulation of transcription by RNA polymerase II; chromatin organization. The transcript has a single exon. Lineage: Eukaryota; Metazoa; Arthropoda; Insecta; Diptera; Drosophilidae. Gene Ontology annotation, cellular component: nucleus; pericentric heterochromatin. Gene Ontology annotation, molecular function: chromatin binding. Bases 73 to 573 code for a protein of 166 amino acids. The record is from RefSeq and is a predicted model, not a curated record.
CUAGGUGUGUGCACACUGAUUGGCAAGUCAUUUCCUUUUUUUAAAGUUUUCGCACAGCAACUAUUUUGAGAAAUGGACGGAGCAAAAAAAGUAGAACGCGUGGAGAGCAAGCGGGUAGUGGGCCAUCUGACGGAAUAUUUCAUCAAGUGGAAGGGACUUCCGAGCAGCAAGAACACCUGGGAGUCGGAAAAGGAGCUCAACUGCCCGGACUUAUUGGCUCGGUUUGAAGAGUCGCAGAAGAAAAACGUGGUCGCCAAAAAGCGCAAGCAGUCAAGCAGUAAAACUCCGGAGAAAAAGGGGACAAGUGGCUUUGAUCGCGGCCUGGAACCAUUGAAGAUCCUGGGCGCCAGCGACUUGGAUGGGAAAUUGAUCUUUCUGGUUAACUGGAAGGGAAGCAAUAAUGCGGAUUUUGUGACCGCCGAGCAGGCCAACCAGCUGUGCCCCCAAUUGGUCAUCAAGUUCUACGAGGAGCGCAUCGCCUGGACCUCGGUCGAGGAUGGUGGUUGCUCCACCAACGAUCCUUCGGACAACAAACCGAACAAGGAAGUCAAGUCGGAAAAGAUUAGCGAGUAGUAAUCUUUGGUUUGCUAGAGCCAUUAACCCACUAACAAAUAUGUAUAUGACAUAAAAAGUUACAUACACCA